This is a messenger RNA of Arachis ipaensis, 1503 nucleotides long. The record is from RefSeq and is a predicted model, not a curated record. NCBI's taxonomy places the organism in Eukaryota, Viridiplantae, Streptophyta, Magnoliopsida, Fabales, Fabaceae.
AUGGUGGCUGAUAUGUGCAUAUCGAUUAAAGUAGGAAACUCUGAUUAUUUGGAGAAACAUCCAGAGCACAGAAUAUCAUUUUCCCAAAAUUUUUACAUUAUUGGAGUUACUUUUGCGGCUGGUAUUGGUGGCCUUCUAUUUGGUUAUGAUACUGGUGUGAUAUCUGGCGCUCUAUUGUACAUAAAAGAUGAUUUUGAAGUUGUAAAGAACAGUAGUUUUCUUCAGGAACUAAUAGUUGCCAUGGCCUUAAUUGGUGCAAUUUUCGGCGCCGCCAUUGGUGGUUACAUUAAUGAUUCUUUAGGGCGUAAGGCUGCCACUAUUGUGGCAGAUAUUUGUUUCGCAGUAGGAUCACUCUUGAUCGCCGUCGCACCAAAUCCCACUCUUAUCAUAGUUGGCCGGUUUUUUGUUGGCCUAGGUGUAGGUUUCGCCUCUGUUACUGCUCCUAUGUAUAUUGCAGAAGUAUCACCGUUUGAAAUAAGAGGUGGAUUAGUUAGUGUCAAUUGUCUUAUGAUCACAACUGGCCAAUUUCUUUCCUUUGUCAUCAAUUAUGGUUUGACUAGAGUUCCUGGAACAUGGCGUUGGAUGCUUGGAAUUGCAGGUACACCAGCUGUUAUUCAGUUGGUUCUUAUGGUCUUUCUUCCUGAGUCCCCCAGAUGGCUAUAUUUGAAGAAUAGGAAGGAGGAGGCCACCAAUGUUCUUUCUAGGACAUACCCAUCUCCUCGGUUGGAGGACGAAAUAGAUAUUCUUGAAGCUCACAUGGAGCAAGAACAAAAGGAUAAGGUCAAAGUUAAAUACAGUGAUGUAUUUAAGUUGAAAGAAAUCAGAGUUGCGUUCAUAUGUGGCGCUGGACUUCAAGCAUUCCAACAACUUACCGGUAUUAGUGUUAUAAUGUACUAUAGCCCAACAAUCAUUCAAUUGGCUGGCUUCAAAUCAAACGAAUCGGCUUUGUUCUUAUCCCUCAUUGUUUCUGCAAUUAAUGCCGGUGGCACAAUUAUUGGCAUUUACCUUAUUGACAUUGUAGGGCGAAAGAAGCUUACACUUAGUAGCUUAAUAGGUGUGGUUGGAUCGUUAAUCCUACUCUCUGCUUCAUGUUAUGUUAGAGGGCAUGGCAACCCGAGUUUAGUUUAUGGAUGGCUUGCUGUUGUGGGUUUGGCUUUGUAUAUUAUAUUCUUUGCACCUGGAAUGGGUCCUGUUCCUUGGGCUGUGAACACAGAGAUAUACCCUGAAGAGUUUAGAGGAAUAUGUGGUGGCAUGUCUGCAACAAUUAAUUGGGUUGGUAGUGUCAUCAUGUCUAUUAGCUUCCUUUCUUUUGUGGAUGCUAUUGGGCUCGGCGAGAGUUUUAUGAUUCUUUUGGCUGUUGCUUGUGUUGCAAUAGUUUUUGUGAUUUUCUAUAUGCCAGAGACAAAAGGAUUGACUUUUGAAGAAGUUUCAAAUAUUUGGAAGGAGAAAGCCUAUGGAAAAGAUAAAAACAUAGAGAGCAUGGUUGAGCAAGCAAGUACAUGA